CGGUCCAUUUAUUCUUCAUUGAACCAGCAAGUGUUAUACGUGUAGUAGCGUUCAAAUUUUAUUUUAUGGUAAUGGAAGAAGGAUUUGUAAAAGGUCAAAGUGAUAAUUUGCCAAAAAUUGAUAUUUAUACAGUGAUGGACUUUUUUUCUUCCAAUCCAUCUUAUAUAAGUGCUGAAAUAAAAGGAGUAAAACUUUCUAAAGCCUGCAGAGAAUCCUAUCGAGAUGAGGCUGUCGGAUAUGUCCAGGUGAAACGUGAAGGCAAUAAAUGUACUGUAAAAUGCAGAAUUUCACCUGAACACAAAGUAAAAAGUAAACCUUAUCACUGUACAUUGGUUUGUGACGAAAGUGAGGAAAAGGUUGAAAGUGUUGUUUGUCAUGACUGUGCUGCUAAUCAAGGUGGAUGUAAACAUACAGUAGCUUUUUUAAUGUGGCUUUUUAAAAUUAGUGAGGCACCUGCAGCUACUUCAGUAAAGUGCUACUGGAUGAAACCAGCGCUUUCUAAUGUUGGAAGUAACGUUAAAUUUAUUAAAGCCAAAGAUUUUAACAAAGACUGCGCAACAAUUUCGGAAAUAACAGAAGAUAAUGAAUUUUGUAAUACUUUUAUUAGCGAAUGCAAGAAACGAAAUGCGAACAACAUACAAAUAAUGACAUAUUUUAAGGAUGUAAACUUGGAGAUGAAAGCUUCACUACACUACCUGAUUUGUAAAUACAAGAGUAGUAAGGUUCAGUUUAGUUUAAAUGAUUUUAUAACAUUUUGCAAACAGAAUAUUACUGAAAAGCAAUGUAACUUGAUUGAAAAGGCAACAAGCAACCAAUCUGACUCUCCACUAUGGUUCGAGCUGAGGUACGGCAGAAUAACGGCUUCUAUUGCUCAUGAAGCGUCAAAAUGUAAAACUUCGGAUGGGGUACUCGUAGAAAAAAUUUUAGGAGCAUAUCAGUUUAAAGAGCCGAUAGCAAUGCAAAGAGGAAAACGCCUAGAAAACGAUGUAAGGAGAGAGGUAGAAAAAAUUAAAAAUAUUAAGAUCAAGAAGUGCGGACUCUUUCUCUUAAGCGAAUAUCCUUUGUUGGGUGCCUCUCCAGAUGGUAUUACAGAAGACCAUAUUAUUGAAAUUAAAUGUCCGAUGAAGAACAAAAAUUUAACCAAAUAUAUUAAUUCAAAUAACUUAACACCAAAAUGCGAAGCCCAAGUGGAAUUACAAAUGCACUUUGCAAAAAAACUGAAAGCUUAUUUUUGCAUCGCUCACGAUGAUUUUGAGACUUCUAAACAAGUAGAUGUUUUUGAAGUAUUUUAUAAUGAAGAAUACUGCAAAAAUUUAAUUAAACAGUGUACAUUGUUUUGGAAGUAUGUUUUUGAUUUAUUGAUUGUAGAUUAA
This is a messenger RNA of Diabrotica virgifera virgifera (western corn rootworm), 1373 nucleotides long. RefSeq lists its product as uncharacterized. The coding region runs from base 66 to 1373 and encodes 435 amino acids. The transcript has 3 exons. The record is from RefSeq and is a predicted model, not a curated record. NCBI's taxonomy places the organism in Eukaryota, Metazoa, Arthropoda, Insecta, Coleoptera, Chrysomelidae.